Molecule: messenger RNA, 3548 nt
Organism: Salvia splendens (bonfire salvia)
Lineage: Eukaryota; Viridiplantae; Streptophyta; Magnoliopsida; Lamiales; Lamiaceae
Product: disease resistance protein RGA2
Exons: 2
Coding region: 64-3357 (1097 amino acids)
Molecular function (GO): ADP binding
Source: RefSeq, a predicted model, not a curated record
UUCCUCAUCUUGGAAGAUAAACAUACCAUUAUUUUCUCUCUCUAGAUCUAUCUCUCCGAAACCAUGGAAGGAGUGUCUUCAGCAGCCGUUGAAGUUCUUGUCCAAAACCUGAUCAACCUUUUCAAGGAUGAGUACUCUCUGCUUCGAGGUCUCGACGAAGAUGCACAGCAGCUGCAGAGGACUUUGGGGAUGAUUCAAGCCUACUUGAAUGACGCUGAGAAGAAAUCCAUCACACAAGAUGCUGUCAAGAUCUGGUUGAGGGAGCUUGAAGCCGUGGCUUUCGAUGCUGACAAUGUCUUGGACGAAGUCAGCUAUCAUCUUCUCCACAAAAAAGUACACAAGAUGAAAUCAUCCAAGGAUAAGGUACUAUCAUGCUUCUCAUCCUUUAAAGGAAUUUCACGCCGGCGUGAUAUGGCUCUCAUAAUCAAACAAAUCAAUGCUACUUUUGAGUGUAUGAACAAAAGGGCAACAGAUCUUGGCAUUCAAAGCAUGAUUGUGAAUGCACCUGCUGCUGCUGUUGCUCAUACUUCCUUUGAGACGGAUUCGAUCAGUCUUGAUCCAAUCUUUAUUGGAAGAGAUGAUGAUCUACCUAAACUAGUUAGCAUGCUCACCAAGAUCCAGGAUGAUCGGAUCUUCUCUAUGGUUGCUCUUGUCGGAAUGGGAGGCAUGGGGAAGACUACGUUGACUAAGAAAGUCUUCAAUCAUGAUAGGGUAAAAGCUCGAUUCGGAUCACAUAUUUGGGUUCAUGUUUCCCAAACUUUUGAUGCAAUAAGUCUCUUCAACAAAAUACUUUAUAAGCUGACUAAAAGGAGAAGUGAUGGAGUUGAGAGCAAAGAUGAUAUCUUGGAAAAGCUUCAAGAAGCUCUCAAGACUAAAACUUAUCUUCUUGUUCUUGAUGAUGUUUGGAAUGAAGAUGUUCCAAAAUGGGAAGACUUUAUAAAUUCCAUUUUGGGAGUGUCUUCUACCAAGGGAAAUGGCAUUAUCAUCACUACCAGGAGUCUAGAGGUUGCUUCAAUUGUUAAUCCAUUUCAUAUUCAUAAUUUGAAAGGCUUAUCAGAUGAAGAUUGUUGGUCCAUAAUCAAAGUCAAAACUGUUGAUGAAAAUGAAGUUCCAUCGGGAUUUGAAAUGAUUGGGAGAAAGAUUGCUAAAAGAUGUCAAGGUUUGCCCUUAGCUGCCAAUGUAGUUGGGGGAGUGCUUCGCGGUAAGUCUGAAGAAGAGUGGCGCUUCAUCAGUGAAAAUAGGUUUUCAGAUGCUAAAGGAGGUGAAAAUAUCUCAAAAAUAUUGAAAUUGAGCUAUGAUCACCUCUCUUCACCAUCGCUAAAGAAGUGUUUCACGUUUUGUUCGGUUUUCCCCAAAGGUCGGGAAAUUGAGAAACAUGAGUUGAUUGAGCUAUGGAUGGCAGAAGGCUUUCUUCAACCAAGCCGAAGGGAUGACAUGGAGUUUAUGGGCAACAUGUUUUUUAAUGUGCUUCUACAGAACUCUUUGUUGCAAGUUGCAACGAAAGAUGAUGAUGGAAAUGUGGAAAGUUGUGUGAUGCAUGAUCUUGUGCAUGAUCUUGCAUCUUCUGUCAUAUCCAAUAAUGCAGAUGGCAGUAUUGUAGCUCGAUACAAGUUUUUUGAAGAAGAAUCAAGUCCUAUUCCAAAAAAUGUGGCCAAGCAUAUUCGUACAAUAUUCUUGAAAGGUGGAAUUCCCGGUACUAUAUUCUCAAACUUUGAAUGUCUGCAUAAUCUGACACUUUCUGGUGAUUAUAAAGAGUUGCCCAAUUCAAUUAGGGAGUUGGUACAUUUGAGAAAUCUGAAUAUUUAUGAUACAGAAAUUGUAAACUUGCCGAAAUGGAUUGGUAAACUCCAUCACUUGCAAACAUUAAGAGCACGCUGGGAGUUAGUGAAUCUGCCAAGUACGUUGAAGUAUAUGUUUAACUUAAGGCAUCUUUAUAUUCAUUCUAAUACAAAGUUGCCAGCGGAGAUUGGGAAAUUAACUAGUCUUCGUACACUACCUUACUUCACAGUAGGCAAAAAGAAGGGAUACCAAAUUGAAGAGCUCGGAAGUUUGAAGAAUCUCAAAGGCUGGCUAGAGAUUCGUAAUCUGGAGAAGGUAGGUGAUAAGGAAGACGCGCUGAAAGCAAAUAUAAAGCAGAAGCCAAACUUAAUAGAUUUGGUGUUUGAAUGGAGUGAUGGUAGAGAAGAUGAAAGAAAUGAUGAGAGUGUGUUGGAAGGCCUCGAACCUCAUGCAAAUCUGAAGAAGUUGAAGAUUUCAGGAUUCAAAGGCAAAAGACUUCCAACAUGGGCUGAGAAGAUGGAAGUACGUGAUGGGCCUCAAGGAUCUUGGGUACCACAAGACAACUUGAUUGAAAUAACACUCUUUGGGUGCUCAGAAAUUGAGGAAAUUCCAAAGCUGGAGCACUUGCCUAAUCUCAAGUCUCUUUCAUUGGAAAGAUUGAAGAAGGUGAGGUAUAUAAAUACUUCUUUCUUUCAUUUAACGUGGCUCAAAAUAGAAGAGUUAGAGGCAUUGGAAUGUGUGGCAGAAUGGUUAUUCUUUGAGAAUCAGGAUCUCAAACAUUUGAAAUUAUCACGAUGUCCUUUGUUGAGAGAAUUACCAGAUGGUGUUGACACCCUCAAUUCUCUGGUGGUGUUGGAAAUUAGGAAUUGUGAGAAUCUGAAGUCGAUUGGGAAUCCAAGUGGUGGAGCACGACAAUCACAGGGGAUCCUCCAUCUGCUGAGUAUUGUAAACUGCGGAGAGCUGAUGGAAUUGCCGUGUGAAAUGCUAGAGUGGUGGGCCCCUACAAUUGAGGAUCUCUCAAUGGUAGGAUUAAGGAGGCUAAAGAAUCUACCAAUGCUAAUUGACUGCCUCGCUAAAUCAUCUACUCGUCUCAAAUAUUUGUUAAUCACAGGAGUUCCUAAAUUGAUGGCGGCUAGUAGUGGUAGUGUUGAGAGUUGGGAUCUUAGCAGCUUGAGCACAUUAAGCAUAGAUGUGAGUGUGGAAUGGUCAAGAGAGGAUAGUGUUGGCAUUGCAGAGACUGUGGAUGGAAUGCUGCAAAGAUGCUGCAACACACUUAGUGGCUUAAAGUUGAAGGGGGUGGAAAAUUGGGAGUGGCUGCCCCAAUCCAUUCAAAAUCUCACUGCUCUUUGGUGGUUAGCGUUGGAGAAUAUAGGAGUAGAAGAAUUGACCCAAUGGUUGGGGAAUCUCUCAUCUCUAAGAGUUAUACGUCUACGGAAUUGCAACAAGUUGAAGCGUCUGCCCUCUAUGGAUGCAUUGAGGAAACUCGUUGUUAAUGAUUGCCCAGAACUACGUAUUGAUUCGGAGUGGCACAGCCACCAUCGCCAUCUGGAAAUCUAUGUCGAUGUCCAACCUGUUUGAAAGUUUGUAGCAAUUCCCGCCGACGAGCUUAAAAAGUCACAGCCUUGGAAUAACUUGAUAUUCACAUAAGACUUGUGAAACAGGCUAAGGAAUCAAACAUAGGAUUCCAUUAGAGGUGUGCUGAUGCAUAAUGAAUUUUGCUCAUCGGAGGCCAUUUGAGGAAUAAAAACAUUAUAUUAUAGAUUUUCAAA